AUGGCGGAAGUCACCGCGCCCGGCCCAGCGAAGAAUCUCUUCCAGAUAUGUUUCACGUGUCGUGAUAUGAUGAACGACCAGGUCUACUCGGAAUCAUUGAGUGCAGUCACGCGCUCGUGGGAAAUAUUCAUUAAUCUUUGUCGUCAUCGUCAAUCCAACUUGCUUAGAUCUCAACCAACAUUUGAACGUGAAAGGAUGCACACGUCCCUGUUGCAGGCGUUUUUCGAUCUCCCCGGUCACAUUGUGGCGGCAUUACAAGACCCGGGGUUUGAUCUUCGAGCACCUCGUAUUCACACCCCCAUCGCCUCCACUACCUACGCAUCAACACCCCUGGAGCGCCCUCUCACUGAAGGCCAGCAAAAACGAGUUGUCAAAAGAAAUAAGGCGGCCAACAACGCCCGGGCAAAAAAACGUCAGAAAGAAUCCAAGGCGGCCGACGCGUAUGUUCGCGCUCGGGCCCACAGCAAACUCAUUGACAAAUCGGCUCCGGCGCACUGCGACCUUCAAACGGAAAACAUCCCUGUUUCCAGCACGGGUUACAUAGCCUUGAACCAAGGGCCUACGUCGGAUAGGGCGUAUACGUUGGAAGAUCUGGUGGGAGAGCAGUCCGAAUACAAGUUCCGGUUGAUCAAGCACACAGGCGAAUCUACUCCGAUUGUCGAUGCGAGUAACCAUGUCAUUGGGGUAAUUGCAAACCACCCUAACGACCCCUACUGGCAAGAUCUUCAGCGCCAGGCCUCUGCUGCCAUUGAGGCUCGACGCGAUCGGUGUUGCAUCCCAAUCGAGGACGAAACUCAUCGUCGAGGAGCCUUCAUUUCUCUCAAUUGUGGCGUAUCACACGGAGGUGGUCGAAAAAUGCCGGGCAACGUUAAGAAUUCCAAGCCAAACGCCGAAGUCCUGGCCGAGUUAAACGCAAUGGAACCGUUCCAGAGAUUCUCCAGUUUCGCAUCAUCUGUCAUGUAUACGUGGGCAAACCAGCUCUAUCAGUACUAUGCCACAACGCUUUCAAAACUACAUUCCAAGCACCCCAAGCUCCGUCGCAUCUUCCCUGACAGCAUCUUUAGUGCUGUGUCGUAUAAUUUUGGCCCAUGGACAACCUGCUUCCAGCACAAGGAUUUCGCAAACCUUGCGUUUGGCUGGUGCGCCGUAACCGCCCUGGGAGACUUCGACUACACAGCAGGAGGCCAUUUGAUAUUAUGGGAGCUUAAGAUUGUCAUCGAGUUCCCACCUGGGUGCACCAUUUUAUUCCCCUCAGCCCUGAUUACACAUUCCAACGUGCCCAUCAAGGAAACAGAACGUCGCUAUUCAUUCGCGCAGUACACAGCGGGCGGAAUCUUUCGAUGGGUAGAGAAUAACUUCAUGACGCGUGAGCGUUAUUUGGCGAAGCUGACUCGAGAGCAACGUGCGCAAGACGAGGAAGCUAACGCAACACGAUGGAAGUUGGGAUUGUCUCUGUUAUCUACGUCAAAUAAUGCCAAAACCACUGCAUAG
This is a messenger RNA of Psilocybe cubensis, 1491 nucleotides long. RefSeq lists its product as uncharacterized. The transcript is spliced from 6 exons. Bases 1 to 1491 code for a protein of 496 amino acids. The record is from RefSeq and is a predicted model, not a curated record. NCBI's taxonomy places the organism in Eukaryota, Fungi, Basidiomycota, Agaricomycetes, Agaricales, Agrocybaceae.